Eucalyptus grandis is the source of this 498-nucleotide messenger RNA. RefSeq names its product receptor-like protein 12. Gene Ontology annotation, molecular function: protein binding. Lineage: Eukaryota; Viridiplantae; Streptophyta; Magnoliopsida; Myrtales; Myrtaceae. Bases 1 to 498 code for a protein of 165 amino acids. The record is from RefSeq and is a predicted model, not a curated record. The transcript has a single exon.
AUGUUAAGUGGGCAAAUUCCAUCCUCUCUCGGGAACCUUGUCCAGCUUACUAGUUUGGAUUUAAGUGUUAAUCGGUUAACUGGUGAAAUCCCAUCUUCCAUUGGAAAUCUAGUUCAACUCAUUGACAUAGAUCUUGGUAAUCUAGUUCAACCCAUCGGAAGCCUGAAGCAACUAAAAUUGCUCAUCCUUUCUAACAACAUGCUCUCCGGUCUUCUGCCUCCAUUCUUGGCAAACCUUACCAAUCUGGAAGCAUUGGACCUUUCUCAAAACCAGCUCUCAGGAGAGAUCCCUCAGGAGUUGACGCAACUCACUUUGCUUGCGGUCUUCAACGUUUCUUAUAACCGUCUGACCGGGCCAAUACUGCAGUCACGGCAGUUUGCUACAUUUGAAAACAACUCCUACAAGGGAAAUUCCGGGCUCUGUGGCACUCCUCUGUCUAGAAAAUGUGGAGAUCUCAAAGCGUCAUCGCCAUCAUCUCCAACAUCCGAAGAAGAUUGA